AUGGCGCUACCGGGCUCCUCACAGGCCCAGGCCUGGAGCCUGGAGCCUGGGACUCCUACAGCUGGUACCUCCUCCUCUUCGGGCCCCCAGGAACUGGAUGGCGCCGGGAGCCCCGGGGCCCUUCCCCUGGAGAAGGUGAAGCGGCCCAUGAACGCUUUCAUGGUGUGGAGCUCUGCUCAGCGCCGCCAGAUGGCGCAGCAGAACCCCAAGAUGCACAACUCCGAGAUCUCGAAGCGCCUGGGCGCGCAGUGGAAGCAGCUGGGUGAGGAGGAGAAGCGGCCCUUCGUGGAGGAGGCCAAGCGCCUGCGCGCCCGACACCUGCGCGACUAUCCCGACUACAAGUACCGGCCUCGGCGGAAAACCAAGAGCUCGGGCCCCGUGCCUGCCCACUACGGCAAGGGAAACUACAGCCUGGCCUGUGGGGGCCCGCUCUGGGGAGCAGGAUAUACAACCACCCAAGGGAGCAGAGGCUUUGGGUACCAGCCCCCCAACUACUCUACACCCUACCUUCCUGGCAGCUACGGCUCUUCUUCGCACUAUAGACCAGAGGCCUCCACACCAAGCUCCCUCCCUCACAGUGACCCUAGGCUCCAGGGGGAACUGCUACCUCCCUAUGCACCCUACCCAUCCCCAGGUUCUCCUCCAUACAACACUCCCCUUGCUGGUGCUCCGUGCCCCUAGCCCACCUUUCACACACAUGGACCUCUCGGUAAAUGAACGCCACAUCCUCUUUCCAUCACAGAACCCUCUGAAUUUUGGUUUAGAGGCUUACAGUCGAAGCAAAACCACACUAAACCCA
This is a messenger RNA of Dipodomys spectabilis (banner-tailed kangaroo rat), 799 nucleotides long. RefSeq names its product SRY-box transcription factor 15 (gene Sox15). The transcript is spliced from 2 exons. The coding region runs from base 1 to 681 and encodes 226 amino acids. Gene Ontology annotation, molecular function: RNA polymerase II cis-regulatory region sequence-specific DNA binding; DNA-binding transcription factor activity, RNA polymerase II-specific. NCBI's taxonomy places the organism in Eukaryota, Metazoa, Chordata, Mammalia, Rodentia, Heteromyidae. The record is from RefSeq and is a predicted model, not a curated record. Gene Ontology annotation, biological process: cell differentiation; positive regulation of transcription by RNA polymerase II; anatomical structure morphogenesis.